Messenger RNA from Ziziphus jujuba (common jujube), 4161 nucleotides. RefSeq names its product putative disease resistance protein At3g14460. The transcript has 2 exons. The coding region runs from base 298 to 3795 and encodes 1165 amino acids. The record is from RefSeq and is a predicted model, not a curated record. Gene Ontology annotation, molecular function: ADP binding. Lineage: Eukaryota; Viridiplantae; Streptophyta; Magnoliopsida; Rosales; Rhamnaceae. Gene Ontology annotation, biological process: defense response to other organism.
AACAGUGUGGUCAAUGAGGUAUGGCGCUAGAAUCGAGGAUAAACAUAAAAUAUACAAAAAGAAAAAAAAAAUAAAAAAAAAUACAAAAAUAACAACACUAGGAAGCUUCAGCAUCGUUGCGGAAGACACAUACGUAAUUUGGUAAAGCAAGUGGUCUGAAAAAUAACUCAAACUUCUCUUUCUUUCUUUCUUUGUUUUUUUUGCUUAAACAAACUUCUCUUUCUUUGCUGCUUAAUUUGGUAGUUUUAUUCAUUUUUCUGCUGUUCUGGUGGCACAACAAGAUCAAACAAAAUAUAUAUGGCAACCGAACUAGUUGUUGGUCCUUUGCUCUCUGCUUCAAUUCAAGUAUUGUUCGAGAGGAUUUCUUCGUGGGAGGUCAUUGACUUUUUCAAGCGAAAGAAGCUCAGUGGUCAACUCCUCAACAAGAUAAAGAUGAAGUUGUCUUCAGCUAACAUAGUUCUGAAUGAUGCUGAAGAGCAGCAGAUGAGAAACCCAGAAGUGAAAAAGUGGCUUGAUGAACUCAAAGAAGUGAUUUAUAAUGCAGAGUACAUGGUUGAUAAGAUCAACAACAAAGCUAUGAGAAGCAAACUUGAUGGUCAAUCUGCUUCACAAAAGGUACGAAACUUUGUCUCAGCUAAGUUUACUGCUAGAAAAAUAGAGCAAAAGAUGGGAGAGAUUCUUGAUAGAUUGGAAUAUAUUGUUAGACUGAAAGAUGAUCUUGGUUUGAAAGAGGGUGUUCAAAAUAGGCCUUUUCAGAGAUUACCUGCAACUUCUUUGUUAGAAGAAUAUGGGGUUUACGGUAGGAAUUCUGAUAAGGAAGCCAUUAUCAAGUUGUUAUUAUCGGAUGAAAUUAGUGGCAACAAGAUAUCUGUAAUUCCAAUAGUUGGGAUGGGUGGAGUUGGGAAAACUACCCUUGCUCAACUCGUUUAUAAGGAUAUCGAUGAUAGGGUCAUGAAUAAACCUUUUGAUUUCAAAACGUGGGUUUCUGUUUCAGAUGAAUUUGAUGUUUUCAAAAUAACAAAGUUGAUUGCAGAAAGAGUUACAUCCCAAAUAAUUGAGGUCAAAGAUCUUGAUGUGCUUCAAGUUACAUUGGAGGAAGCUUUGAAAGGGAAAAAGUUUCUUUUUAUUUUAGAUGAUGUUUGGAAUGAGGAUUAUUUCCUAUGGGAGGAGUUGAAGAAGCCUUUUAAAUCUGGAGAAUAUGGAAGCAAAAUCAUUGUAACGACGCGAAAUGAAAGUGUUGCUUCAGUUAUGCGUAAUGUUCCAUCCUAUAAGCUGCAUACUAUGUCGGAUGAGAAUUGUUGGGAACUAUUUGUAAGGCAUGCCUUCCACAAUGAAGAUCCAUGUGCCUAUCCAAAAUUAGAUGUAAUUGGUAGGCAGAUUGUUAAAAAGUGCAAAGGUCUUCCUUUAGCAGUGAAAUCACUAGGUAGUCUUUUACGCCAUCAACGAAAUCCAAAGGAAUGGGAGAAGAUAUUGACUAGUGAUACGUGGGAGUUGCCCAAGGAGAAAAACAACAUUCUGCCAGCUUUAUGGUUGAGCUAUCACUAUCUACCUUCACAUCUUAAGCGGUGUUUUGCUUAUUGCUCAAUUUUCCCCAAGGAUUAUGAAAUCAAUAAAGAAGAUCUAAUCAAGUUGUGGAUGGCUGAAAAUCUGUUACAACCUCAAAGAAACAAAAGAAUAGAAGAAGUUGGAGAAGAAUACUUCGACCAUCUAUUAUCAAGAUCAUUUUUUCAACAGUCGUUAAGUUUGGAUAAGUCGGUUUGUUAUGUCAUGCAUGAUCUUGUGAUCGAUUUAGCUACAUUUAUAGUUGGAGAAUUUUGUUUGAGGUUUGAUGAUAGCAACUUGGAUAAGGUGCUAAGCAAGAUUCUUCAUGUGUCACAUGUGAAAGAAAACAUACUUGACAUGAACAAGUAUGAGUCUUUAUGUGGAGCUAAGCGACUGCAGACCUUAUUCUUAUCAUCAAAGUAUGCUUCUCCCUAUAAUUACAUAGCAUCAAAGAACAUGGUGAUGUCAAAAUUAUUGCCAACAUUACCAUGCUUAAGAGUGUUAUCUUUACGUAGAUGUCUUAUUCAAGAGUUGCCAAAGUCAAUUGGGAAUUUGAAGUUCCUAAAGUACUUAAAUUUAUCUGAGACUAUAAUUGAAGAGAUGCCUAAUACAGUUUGCACUCUGUAUAAUUUGCAGACCCUACUUUUGAAGGGAUGUGAAAAGCUUAGGCAGCUGCCAACCAACAUGGGAAGGCUAAUCAAUUUGCGUCAUCUAGACAUUACAUCAACAGGCUUAGUAGAGUUGCCACACCAAAUUGGUAAAUUGAAAGAUUUGCAGACAUUAACAGAUUUCAUUUUGGGUAAAGGUAGUACCGGUUCUACCUUGAAGGAGUUAGAAGAUCUUCAACUUUUGCAUGGAAUACUUCGAAUUUCAAGGCUUGAAAAUGUUGUUGAUGUUGCAGACACCUUGAUGGGAAAUUUGAAGGACAAGAAGUUCUUGACUGAAUUGCAGUUCUUUUGGGAUUCUAAUUCUGAAGAAUCCACUGAAAAUCACAAAGACGUACUUAAUGGGCUGCAACCCCACACAAAUAUAAAAGUGCUCCAAAUCAACUCUUACAGAGGUGAACAAUUUCCAAAAUGGGUGGGAGAUAAUUCAUUUUGUAACAUAGAACAGAUCCACUUGGAAGGAUGCAAGAAAUGUUGUUUCUUGCCACCACUAGGACAGCUACCAUUUCUCAAGAAACUCUGUAUCAUAGAAUUUGAUGAAUUGGUGAAAAUAGGAAAUGAGUUUUGUCAUGCUGGUUCUUCCAUGGCUAAGCCUUUUAGAAGCUUAGAAUUCUUAAAGUUUCGCCACAUGCGGGAAUGGCAAGAGUGGUCGUUUAUUGGAGAAGACAGAGUUGUUUUCCCUAAUCUUAAAGAGCUUUAUUUAGAAGGUUGUCCAAAGCUAACUGGAAAUCUUUGCUUACUUGAUACAAUAGAAAGCAUCAGACUUAGUGGAUGCCAUAAUUUAGAUUUCCCAGGAAUUCAUUGCUAUGCAUCCCUUAAAAGGUUGAAAAUCUCUGAUAGUUGUGAUUCUAUGAAGUCUAUUCUAUUGGACUACUUUCCAAAGCUUAAUGAGCUUGAUCUGGACUACUGUGUGAACCUGGAGUCCUUUGAAUUUUCACAAUCACCUAGGCCUGCACUUCACUCUUUGAGAUGCUUCAAGUUAACAACUUGCCCAAAGUUUGUCUCUUUUCCACAAGGAGGAUUGGCUGCUCCCAACAUGGAUGAGUUUCACAUUGAAGAUUGCAAAAAUUUUAGGUCAUUGCCUGAAAACAUGAACACCCUUCUUCCAUCUCUUCAGUCGAUAUCUCUAAUUAGUUGUCCGGAGCUUGUUUCAUUUCCAGAAUGUGGAUUGCCACCAGGUAUAAAUAAACUCAAGGUUUACUGGUGCAAUAAGCUUUUCACCAACCGCUUUCAGUGGGAUUUGCAAAGACUCAAUUCUCUUACGUUCUUGGAGAUUAUUGGCAUAGAUGAAGAGUUAACUUCAUUUCCAGAGGAGGGGUUGUUUCCAAUCACUCUGGUCGAUCUCCAUAUCAGAUAUCUUCCUCACCUUAAAUCUCUGAAUGGAAAAGCCUUACAACAACUGGAUUCCCUCAAGCACUUGUCAAUCUCUUGCUGCAAUGAGCUUCAGCUGUUGCCUGAAGAAGGGUUGCCAAAAUCUCUCUCUGAUUUGAUAAUCUUUCAAUGUGCUUGGCUAGAAAGACGUUGCCAGAGAGACACAGGGGAAGAUUGGUCUAAGAUUGUUCACAUCCCUCGUGUGAUAUUCAUUUAAGAGUUCUUCUGUCCUGUUCUUGUUGGUUCUCAUGGUUUGAAGAGUUUGACUGCUUCAUGAGUUUGCCACAAGUGCUCUUGUUGUUCUUUUGCCUUGAAAAGUUUAUGGAUGAGGCAUCCUUAAAGCAGAGGAUCAUUUAGUAACUUGUAUAUAUAUGUAUUUUUUUUUUUUUUUGUUAGAAAUCAUGAUAUAUAUUCUUGUAUUUGAAUCUGAUAUUUUUUUAUGUGAGUAGGGUGAAUAGUUUUUAUCUUUGUAAUUGUGCACAUUCGGUUUUGUAGUUAUGAAAUGGAUAGUAAGAUUCUGUUUUGUGUUCCAUGAUUUGUGAUAAUUUAUUUCCUUGGAUAUAAAUCUUUCUGUAGUUAUGCA